AUGUCUCAACGAAUCAUACUACCGAGUAAUCCAGAUGGACGUGUACUGGCCAAUAGGGACGGGUACGAUUACACAAUUGGUCCCAAACAAUCGCUACCAAACGAGGCAUCAGCUGCACUGGUACCCUCGCGAAUGUACUCCGAGUCUCUCAUAUUCAGAAAGCAUGAAGUAUCUCUCUCUGCUAUGGCCUUUCUCUUCCAGAGCAUGAUCGUGCACGUUCACAGCUCCAGCAAGACGACAGCUGAGUUUGAAUCUCGGCUCAGCUCCUACGGGUUUGGUAUCGGCUCCAAACUGCUGGAGCUGCUUAAUCUUCGGGCGUCAAUCCCGGCAACAGCAUAUUCAAGAAGCUCCAACUUUCUCAGCACAGCAGCCAGCACGAGCAACUCUGCGGUAGAUACCGCUGGAUCCAGCAAUGCUGCUAGCGCAGUUAACUCUCCGGGAACACCAGAUCUUGGAAACCGCACUCACGAGAACGGCAGCGAAUCCCUGGCGUCACUCAUCAACAACACCAGAUCGCGCGAUCUGAAGAUCAUAGACAUGCUGCAGUUCGUUCACGGCACUGUAUGGUCCUAUCUCUUUGGCCAUGUCAGCGACGACCUAGUCAAGUCGUCGGAAAGAGAUAACGAGUAUAUGAUAGUGGAUAACCAGCCAGUACUGACGCAAUUCGUCUCUGGCGGCGUCUCGUGUGAUUACUUCGUUUGCGGCAUCAUUCAAGGCUUCCUCAACACUGCUAAGUUCCCUUGCCGUGUGUCAGCCCAUUGCAUGCCGCAAGAUGGCUUUGAUCGCAGGGUCGUCUACUUAAUUCAGUUCGACAAGCAGGUCCUCGAAAGAGAAGGGUUGAGAUUCCCGCAGUGA
Torulaspora globosa is the source of this 855-nucleotide messenger RNA. It is a transcript of the gene TRS31, whose product is annotated as TRAPP subunit TRS31. Bases 1 to 855 code for a protein of 284 amino acids. The transcript has a single exon. Gene Ontology annotation, cellular component: TRAPPI protein complex; TRAPPII protein complex; TRAPPIII protein complex. Gene Ontology annotation, biological process: endoplasmic reticulum to Golgi vesicle-mediated transport. The record is from RefSeq and is a predicted model, not a curated record. Lineage: Eukaryota; Fungi; Ascomycota; Saccharomycetes; Saccharomycetales; Saccharomycetaceae.